This is a messenger RNA of Effrenium voratum, 737 nucleotides long. The record is from the annotation of a GenBank genome assembly. NCBI's taxonomy places the organism in Eukaryota, Dinophyceae, Suessiales, Symbiodiniaceae.
AAGCUGCUCAAACGUCCAUGAGCGAUGCGGGGCCCAAAGCCAUGGCCCAAAAGGCGCGGAAAUGCGCAAACUGGCGAUGCGGAGGCUGAGGUCGUGGCUGCGACGGCUGAGACGGAAUUCCAGGAUUCAGAGACGCGCGGCGAGGCCAAGGAGGGGCCUGAGGACACUGAAGUUGGGGACGUGACUGGCGGCCUGGACACAGAGGGCUCGCAUCGGACACGCAAAACCUCCUCGUAUCUUGCGCGCCGCAGGUUCGUGCCUGAGGAGCCACCAAACUUCCGACGUUCCGGCUAUGCGCAGCAACCUGUCAGGGCCACGGUGUCCUACGCCAGCCAGCGUGGCCGACCUGCAGCAGCGGCGACAGAGGAAGCCGAUGUAGCCGAUGCGGGAAGCCCGAGUCCAGGACCUUCUCUCACUCUCUGUACGGAGCGACGACGCAUCCGGAGUGUCUUCAAGGCGCAGCCAGAGGUGGGCCAGGACUUGCAGAGUCCAAGCGUGGAUGAUGUCACUGUGAACGGGACGCUUGCCGAAUUGCACUGAACUGGCAUUGCGAUGAGGCGUGCAAAUUCUGCCAGGGGGUGGAGAAGGAUCAGUUCUGCACGAUGAUGCGCGGAGUGGCACAGGACGUGCUCUACGGGCGAGUACGCGACGAGGAUGGAGCAAGCAAGAACCAGAUGUGGCACACCGAAAACUUCGUCACUUUUCACAGAGUAACUGCUUUGGCGCCAACAGGAGCA